Mesorhabditis belari is the source of this 456-nucleotide messenger RNA. NCBI's taxonomy places the organism in Eukaryota, Metazoa, Nematoda, Chromadorea, Rhabditida, Rhabditidae. The record is from the annotation of a GenBank genome assembly.
AUGAUGCUGACACACAAGGGCGAUUUCCUCGUGCGAACCACUGAACCCGUCGCUGGACAACCGCGAGCCUUCGUCUUAUCGGUGAUGUGGGAUCCGAGUCGCGGCGAGGAGCAAGGAAUCAAACAUUUCGUCGUCAAGCAACAUCAGGGCGCCAAAGUCUCCAUCGAAAAGUUCACAUUCACAAUGCCCGAUGAUUAUAACCAACAACAAAAGGGGCACCGAACAAUCGGAAGACAGCCUUGGGAACUCAAUCACAUCGAAUGCACGAAAAAGCGGGGAGAAGGAGCGUUUGGAGAAGUGCACAAAGGAAAACUCGAACUCAGGGGAGGAAAGCUUGUCGAUGUGGCUGUGAAAUUAGCGAAGCUCGAAGUGCGGACAAAGGAGCAGAUCAAGGAGAUUAUGCGAGAAGCACGCCUGAUGCAAAACUUUGACAAUUCCAACGUCGUCAAGUUCUAU